Symbiodinium necroappetens is the source of this 2108-nucleotide messenger RNA. The record is from the annotation of a GenBank genome assembly. Lineage: Eukaryota; Dinophyceae; Suessiales; Symbiodiniaceae.
AUGCUGUGGCUGCUACACCAUGUCGUGCUGAGCCUGCUCAGCUUGUCCCAAAUUUCCGGCUCCGAUUCGGUGAGCGCGGUUUCGCAGACAGAGGCCAUCCUCGUGCAGUCAUUCCGUCACUUUGACCCCUUCCAUGGAAGUAUCCACUUCCCCAGAGGCCGCUUGGCAGACCGGAGCAACAGGACACUGCGAGUCACCGGCUGGCUGGGUGCAGCCAUCGGAAUCUUCCGCACCUGCUGGGGCUGCUAUAAUGGCUUUUGUACGUCGAGGAGCAUCUGUUGCCGGCCAAGGCCAGAUCCGGGCUGUUUUGACGGAUUGUAUUAUACGAGAGACGAGUGUUGCGGCACGAGGCACACAGCCCAAGCCAACCAUCCUGAGUACCUUGUCCAGUCUCUCUACGAGCAGCUGGGCAUGGAACAAGAAUACCAGCGCCUGACGGCACGCAGACUGGAACAUCUUGCAUCGCUAGCGCUGCCGUUGUGGAGCCGUCGGGUGCUGGAGUUGGGUGCGCGACAAGGGGACCUGACUCAUUUCUUCACAGAUCGGGGCUGCAAUGUUACGAUCGUAGAGCCCCGCAAGAGCAACAUCGUCACACUUCGACAGAGGCUUUUCUUGGGACAUCUCUUUCCUGAGCCGGGAAGGGUCGAGAUCAGGUCUAUGGAUGUGGAAGACUCUCUCCCGCAAGGUGACUGGGACAUCGUCUUUUGUUAUGGGCUCUUGUACCAUCUGCAGGAGCCAGAAAGGUUUCUGGAGAAGGUCGCGCCAUUGGUUUCUGAGUUAUUGCUUUUGGAAACCGUCGUAUCGGCUUUCGUCCGGGACGCCGAUGAACCUCCCGAACCUGCUUCAAUGUCCCUCCGUGGCCGCGUGCGUUUUCUGCGCAGGGAGGACAUCUUCCGAUUACUGAAGGGACUGUUUCCUUACGCAUACGUCCCGGCGACUCAGCCAAACCACGAACAGUUUGAGACGGAAUGGGCGCAUCAGUCUGGCCUUGCCCGUCGGGAUGCGAUCCUUGAGCAGCUGGAUCGAGAUCCCAUCAUUGCUCAUACCAACAAGGACAAGAUCAAGUACUAUCACGAGCAGCUCUUCCGCAGCCACCAAAUGUUGCUGAUGGACACUGCAACUUCCGAGUUCCUCUUCCUGAACGACUUCUUCGACACCAAGGGGGAAAUCGGUCUCUUUGUAGAAGUCUUCGGAAAGACGACGCAGUACUUCUUAGAUGCCCUUGAGGGCUUCCUGGGAAACUGCUGGGACUCGGUUGGGUUGUUGCUGAUGGUUCGAAUCGUGGACUUCUACAGGAAGCGCAUGCAGCAGCGCAAGGUCAGCUGUCUGGACUCCUAUUUGGAUGCCCUGCAGCUGCUUCUCUGGCCAAGGCUCCGAGUGGUGCUGGAUGCUAACAUUGUGUCCCUCCGGAAGGCCUACCAGCAGAACCUGCAACCACCGACGAACAACAAUCCACACUUGGUAACACGGAGGUUUGCCGAGCUCGCGGCAUCUUUGUACUUCCUGAGCUCCAGCGAAGACAGCGGCCUUCCCGACACCUUGCAACAGCCUUUGGCUGCCAUGCGGCAGGAGUUCUGCACGCUGCUUUCGGCCAUGGCGAACCGGUUGGAUGGGCAGGACUCCGGCCUUGUCUUUCUCGUGAACAACUACGACCUGGUGCUGACCGUGUUCCACGAGCGCCACCUUCCCCGGAACGCGACUUCCGUUUUUGAGGAUCUGUUGCGUGACCAGGUGCAGAAGUUUGUCGAAAGCCAGCUGAUGCGCCACUACCCGGAUCUCGUGACGUUUGUGAAGAACACGGAGCCUGCCGUAGCAAAAAUCGACGAGGCGACGGCACGAUCGCAGCCGAGCCAAUCCCCACCACCAGGCGUCGAUGUGCAGAAAAUGGAGCAGGUGGUUCGCAACUUCGCGGCGAACUGGAAACGGGAAAGGGAUCAGAUCCACCAGUACGUCAUGGUUUCUUUCAGCAACUUCUCCAACGGAAUGGAGAUCUUGAAGCAGGUCCUGACGCAGCUUCUGCUCUACUACACGCGGCUCCAGAAAGUUAUCUUGAAGACUUUUCCGCAGCAACAGCCAGCCUUUGCGAGCGAGAUGGUCCCGAAUACCAC